Oldenlandia corymbosa var. corymbosa is the source of this 3440-nucleotide messenger RNA. Lineage: Eukaryota; Viridiplantae; Streptophyta; Magnoliopsida; Gentianales; Rubiaceae. The record is from the annotation of a GenBank genome assembly.
AUGGAAACGCGACGCAGCCCAAUAAGUCGUAGUGGCUGACACGACUUCAGCACAUAACCGAAAAAUACAAACUUUUCUUCCCUUACUGCGCCAAUUUCAUAUUUUUCCCAAACUCGGGCGGAGGGAAAAAGAAAAAGAGGUUAAAGUGGGCGUAAGCGUAGACUCUAAGACUCCGUACGCACCCCACGCGCACGUUAGCAUUUGCGUAGGCGGGGAAAUCCUCCACCGACGGAGUCGCCGGGCGUCAGCUGAAAACCCAAAAACCUAGAUCACUGCGAUUCGAUCACCCAGAAAUUUGAAAGGAGAUUGAUUGAUUUUAUCUAUCUUAAAUUAAUCAUUUAAUUGUAGAAGGGCUUCCCGAAUUUUUUUUUCCCUUCUUCUCUUCCUAGGACAGGAUCAAUUUUCCCACAGACUUUAGACGAAAUGUGGGUCUUCUAUUUGAUCUCGUUGCCGCUAACCGUCGGCAUGGUUAUUUUUACAUUGAGAUACUUCGCCGGUCCUGACGUACCUCGUUAUGUGUACUUUACGGUGGGCUAUACCUGGUUCUGCUCAAUUUCCAUCAUCAUCCUUGUUCCGGCUGAUAUUUGGACGACAAUUAUUGGUCAAGAUAAUGGAGGAAUAUCUUUCUUCUGGAGUUGGUCCUAUUGGAGUACGUUCUUACUCACAUGGGUAGUGGUGCCCCUAAUUCAGGGUUUUGAAGAUGCUGGAGAUUUUACUGUGGUGGAAAGAUUCAGGACAAGCAUUCAUGUCAACCUAGUAUUCUAUUUAAUUCUGGGGGCCAUUGGUUUGAUAGGAAUUAUUCUCCUUGUUACCAUGAGCAAACAUUGGUUGGUUACUUCUUCCUCGGCAUCUGAUUACAUUUUAAUUUCAUUCUUGCUGCAUAUCAUAUGUCCUGUUUCUUAAUGACUUAAGUUAAACUUCUUAAGAAGGGUUAAUGGCAAUAAUACUGUUUGCUUCAUCGUUUGAAUUUCUACUAUCGUGUUAGUUAUUUCUUAAAUUUUACAUUGUUUGCUUGUGUUUCAAUAGUUUAUGACCUUUUUGCCUACCCCUUGAAAGCUAAUGGUAGUCAUGGUUUCAAGUGUACCAUGAGAUGGGUGUAGCAACUUCAUACUUUCUUAAGAAGUUUCUUAUAUGGGUUUUUCUUACUAUUCGUAGUGGUUAGCUUCUCAGAUGCUGUAAUUAUCUUCGUUUAGUGGUUAUUAUGUUUCUUGAUCAGACUCCGUGUCCUGGUCUUUUUAAGUAAAUUAUGGUACUUGCUAAACAUUUCAUUGCUUCAUAUCUCAUGGAUACUAUUUUCAUGGACAGGAACAGAGAUAUAGUAGGUUUUGCCAUGGCAUGCUCAAAUACAUUUGGACUGGUGACUGGCGCAUUUCUUCUUGGCUUUGGUUUGAGUGAGAUACCAAAAACUAUUUGGAGAAAUGCCGAUUGGACCACUCGUCAAAAGGUUCUUUCACAUAAAAUAGCAAAAAUGGCAGUCAAACUUGAUGACGCUCAUCAGGAGUUAUCAAAUGCUAUUGUUAUUGCUCAAGCCACAUCAAAGCAAAUGUCGAAACGUGAUCCACUUAGACGUUACAUGGAUGUCAUUGACAAUAUGCUAGCCCAGAUGUUUAGAGAAGACCCAUCAUUCAAACCACAAGGAGGUCGAUUGGGAGAGAAUGACAUGGAUUAUGACACAGAUGAGAAAUCAAUGGCAACCCUUAGGCGUCAUCUUCGUGGAGCUAAAGAGGAGUACUAUCGAUGCAAAAGCGAGUAUAUGAAUUAUGUCCUGAAGGCUCUCGAAUUGGAAGAUACUAUAAAGAAUUACGAGCGUCGCAGUACUACUGGAUGGAAGUACAUCUCCAGCCUUAGAUCUGAGCGAACUGGGACUUAUGGGUCCUUUCUGGAUAUGGCUGAAUUGAUGUGGCGUUGCAUACUUCGGAAGCAAUUUCAGAAAAUUUUGGCUGUUAUUCUUGGUUGCAUGUCGGCUGCUAUUCUUUUCGCAGAGGCUACCAUGUUAAUUGGAGGGGUUGAUUUAUCCCUGUUUUCAAUUCUCAUAAAAUCUGUUGGAAAAGAAGAGGUUCUUGUGCAGGUUCUUGCAUUUGUUCCUCUGAUGUAUAUGUGUGUUUGCACAUACUAUUCACUUUUUAAAGUUGGAAUGCUGAUGUUCUAUUCAUUUACUCCUAGGCAAACUAGUUCCGUCAGUUUGCUAAUGAUAUGCUCGAUGGUGGCCAGGUACGCGCCACCCAUUUCAUACAACUUUCUUAAUCUCAUAAGUCUUGAAGGGCACAAAAAGACAAUUUUUGAGACGCGAAUGGGAACUAUUGAUCGCGCUGUACCUUUUUUUGGCGAUGGAUUCAACAAAAUCUAUCCUCUUAUCAUGGUUAUAUUUACAGUCUUGGUUGCUAGCAAUUUCUUCAAUCGUAUUAUCAAUUUCUUUGGGAACUGGAAAAGACUUAUGCUUCAGACUGAGGAAGAGGACAUGGAUGGUUUUGACCCCUCAGGGCUGCUUAUAUUGCAAAGAGAACGAACUUGGCUGGAACAAGGGCGCAAAGUCGGGGAACAUGUUAUUCCAUUGGCGAGGAAUUUCAAUGGUGUGCCCGUGGAUCUAGAGUCUGGUGGACAGGACAGAGAUGGGGACAUGAUUGAAAUGCGGAUGUCUUCUGAUCCCAGUGAGGUGGAUCAGAAAGGAACGUCAUCAAAGCCAUCGAAAGAUAACCGAAGAUACUCAGGGACUAAAGAAGCAAUUAGCAGCAAAUAUAGUGCUUUUCGGGAGCAGAGCAAGCUGGCUUCCACCCAAAAACCGGCUGAGAACAUUGCAUCUGCUAAAGUCUCUUUACUUAAUGAAGGAAGCUCUGAGUCUGGUGGCUCAAGUGCAGUUCAGUCUGGUUUAGCCUCCAGAUGGGCAUCAAUGAAGGCUGGUUUUCAAACUUUCAAGACAAACAUGGAAGCCAAAAGAUUUAUGCCUUUACGGCAAGUACAGGACACUCCAAUUUUAUCUAGAGGAUCCUCCUCAGAAUCCCUGGACGAGAUAUUUCAAAGAUUGAAGCGACCUUCGGAACACGAACAUCAUAGUUAUGAAGAUGAAGACGAUGAAAUGGGCAUCAGACCUACCCGAUAAUGUUGUCAACAUAUAUAGUAUACUUGACCAUUCGUGUUGUAAAAAUGAAGAAUCGAGGGGAAACCGGGUAACAAUGUACAGCAGUACAGGUCAGAGAAUUUGUCCCAGUUUCUUAUAUGUAUUCUUGCAUUUCAUACGAGAUAUAACAGCAGUACAGUGAUGUAUUUUAGGUGAGGCUUGAAGUUAAAGUUAAGCCCACGUUAAUGUAUCAUUUGAUGAUGAAAUUUUGGAAAGGUAUAACGUUAGUGGCAUUACUACUUUCAUUCUGUAGAGGUCUUUAGUUUCUCCUUUUUAAUUUGUAAUAAUUCUAACAGUAAUAUUGGAGUUCUCUAAGAGAUUUGAC